Molecule: messenger RNA, 441 nt
Organism: Eruca vesicaria subsp. sativa (arugula)
Lineage: Eukaryota; Viridiplantae; Streptophyta; Magnoliopsida; Brassicales; Brassicaceae
Source: the annotation of a GenBank genome assembly
AUGGGUGGCUGUGCGAGUAGACCCAAGGAAUCAGACAUGAAAAACGAAGAAGGCUCUGUUCCUAACAAGCCUGUUUCUGAAACCGUUGUAGUAGAGGAGAACAACACAGAAGCAAGUAGUGAGAAACAGAACCAGGCAGAGACUGAAACAACUUCUGUCGAAGCUAAAGAGAUAUCUGAGGUCGAGCUGACCAAGGAAACAUCUCAUGCUUCUGAAGCAGAGGUUGCAGCAGCCGUUGAAGAGUCAUCUUCUGCUGGUGAGGUUGCAGCACCUGAGAAGGUGGAGACCGUAGUGGCUGCAACAGAAAACGCUGAAGCCGCUGUGGAGGCGGUUGUUGUUGCUGCACCGGAAAAGGUUGAGGUUGCCGCGAAAACGGCCGAGGCUGAACCAGUAAAGGAUGAAGUUAAAAAGGAAGAGAAAGAAGCGGUUGUCACUGUUUGA